Molecule: messenger RNA, 2129 nt
Organism: Austrofundulus limnaeus
Lineage: Eukaryota; Metazoa; Chordata; Actinopteri; Cyprinodontiformes; Rivulidae
Product: proto-oncogene c-Fos
Exons: 4
Coding region: 465-1580 (371 amino acids)
Biological process (GO): regulation of transcription by RNA polymerase II
Cellular component (GO): nucleus
Molecular function (GO): RNA polymerase II cis-regulatory region sequence-specific DNA binding; DNA-binding transcription factor activity, RNA polymerase II-specific
Source: RefSeq, a predicted model, not a curated record
UGAAUACCAUCAUGUCCGUCUGAUGCAGAUGCUGCAUACAUAAAGUGACGUAGUUCAUUCAUGGUGGUGGGCUCCUUCUGCAUGGCGGGGGUGUCACUCCAUUCGGGCUGGCUAUUUUGGGGGGCACUGGAGUGAACAGAAAGCCCGAGCACUAAAAGGUCGCAGAACGCUGCAGCCCAGGCGUGCGGAGGGAUUUAAAGGUUAAAGUCCAAAGCGCGCGCUGCGUCUUUCUCUCAGCCGGCUCUCCUUCCGCGGAAUGGUUCGGUCUCACUCCGAUUUCAUUCAUAAAAUUCCUGCUCACUAUAAAAGGCGGGCCUCUCCACUACAUCUGCACAGUUACCAUUUAUGAAAGCUGGCAAAUGGGAGUACAAGUGAACGCAGGCACGGGCGGCUAGAUCUUUUUCCUCCGUUUUCUUAUUAAUAUUAUUUCUUCUGAUUUAAUGCUGUAAUCUUUAAAAAAAAACAUGCAUCCAGACACCACCACUGAUGACUUCGACACAUCUUCCAGCUGUCCGGCAGCAUCAUCGCCUGGCGGGGACACCCCUGGGUGCAGCCAGUCUCCUUCUGACUCGCUGUCAUCAUCAAUAGGCAAGGACGGUGCCACGGCAGCCUCCUCCUUUGUUCCCACGCUGACCGCAGUCUCAACGUCGCCGGAGCUGAAGUGGAUGGUGCAGCCCACAGCCAUCGCACCGUCGCCGUGCGGGAAAGGCAAAACGCGCGGCGCAGCGCAGACGUCCUCUGCAGGCGCAAAGAAGGCGAAAGCCUGCGGCAGCAAGAAGGCGCAAAAGGAGCAGCCUUCCAAAGAGGAGGAGGAGAGGAGAAGGAUCAGGAGGGAGAGGAACAAGAUCGCUGCAGCCAAGUGUCGGAACAGGCGGAGGGAGCUGAUAGACAGCCUUCAAGCUGAAACCGACUCGCUUGAGGAGGAGAAGUCUGUUCUCCAGACUGAGAUAGACAACCUGCUGAAGGAGAAGGAGAGGCUGGAGGAGAUCUUAGCCUCCCACAAGCCUUCCUGUAAGCUGCCUGCAGAUGACAGCGACAGGGAGGAGGAGGAGGAGGAGGAGGUCAGCGCGAUGCUCCAGGAUCCUCCGGCCUCCCCGCAGCUCCUCUCCAUCUUGGAGAGCGUGAAAACCCCAGAAAGCGGCGCAGAACCUCCCGCGGGUCCAGACCUGGACGCCGUCUCCUGCAUCCCCGCCGCGGCCAUCCUGGGCAACUCCGACAUCCUCCUCUGCUCCAGCGCCGAGGAGAACGACGAGGACGACGCCCUGGAGGACCUGAGAGGAGACGACCUGGACGACCUGGUGCCCAGCCUGGAGAUGGCGGCGGCGUCCGAGACGGCCGCCUCCGUGCCCGACAUCGACCUGAGCGGCCCGUUCUGCCUCCCAGACUGGGAGACCCUGUACAAGUCGGUGGCGAGCGACCUCGAGCCGCUGCCCGGCCUGUCUUCCAGUCCCACUUGUAGCAGCUACCGCACGGCGUUCUCCUUCGAGGUGGAACCCGCGGCCGACUGCUGCGAGGCCCUGAGAGGCGCGGCGGAGCUGAUGACCGACAGCCUCAACUCUCCGACACUUCUGGUCUUGUGAAGAAGUUAUGCAACAAAAAAACGCCGCGUUUGUAUCCCAAACCAGCCAGCAAAGCUACGAUCCUCAGAUAUUAACUUAGUGUGAUGCUUUGAUGCUGUAAACCUAAACAUCAAAGGUCGUGUUAGAUUGGUUUAAGUUUUUCUGUGGUUGAGUUCUUCCAGUUUGUUUUAAUUGUCUGAGAUGAGACUUUGUGCUGGAAUCCAAAUGCAUGCAAUACAAAUCAUCUGUAUUCCAAGAAGACCUGGUAUCUUUGUGUGAUUAAAAAAAACACACACCUGUGAUGUGACGUCAGUUCACGCUCAGUAUAUAUGUAACACUAUUGACUAAAGUCUUGACAAGUGAAAAGUGACAUGUAGCAGCGUUUAGGUGUAAGGUGUCCCCCCCUGACAUGUCAUUUCCCCUUAAUAUUUUCAUUAAAACUAUCACACCAUGUAUUUUAUCAAGAUGUACUGUAUUUUAUGGCAUAGUUUAUUUUUUUACUCAUCAUUAAUGAUGCAGAUGCAAAAAGACUUAUAAAAAAAAGAAAUAAAACAUGACAUUCACAAAUUG